Messenger RNA from Prunus armeniaca (apricot), 372 nucleotides. Lineage: Eukaryota; Viridiplantae; Streptophyta; Magnoliopsida; Rosales; Rosaceae. The record is from the annotation of a GenBank genome assembly.
AUGGAUCCAGAUUCGUUGGCCAAAGCAUUCGUGGAGCAUUACUAUACGUUGUUCGACGCGAAUCGCGGGGCCUUGGCGAACUUGUACCAGGAAGGUUCGAUGUUGACCUUCGAAGGUCAGAAGAUCCAAGGGUCACAAAACAUCGUGGCCAAGCUCACAAGCCUCCCUUUCCAGCAGUGCCAGCACAGCAUCACCACCGUCGAUUGCCAGCCCUCUGGCCCUGCCGGCGGCAUGCUCGUCUUCGUCAGCGGCAAUCUCCAGCUUGCCGGUGAGCAGCAUGCUCUCAAGUUCAGCCAGAUGUUCCAUUUGAUGCCUACUCCACAGGGAAGCUUCUAUGUGUUCAAUGACAUUUUCCGGUUGAACUAUGCAUGA